This is a messenger RNA of Periconia digitata, 2770 nucleotides long. The record is from the annotation of a GenBank genome assembly. Lineage: Eukaryota; Fungi; Ascomycota; Dothideomycetes; Pleosporales; Periconiaceae.
CAUGGCCCAGUUGCGGGCGUCGCGAAAGAAAAAACCCCUUGUCGAGUCCUCUGAUUCCGAUCAAGAUGGCUCCCGCUCACCGCCACCCAAGCGUGCAAAGAGGGGAUCCACAUCAUUAACGACGAGCUCAUCGGGGGCUCGUAAAGCUACUAAACCAGCUACUUCGCCCCAGCCAUCGUCCAAGAAAGCCGUUGCUAAACCACCCGCCAAACCAAAACCGGCAUUCAAACCAAUCACUGCUUUCUUUGGCAAGGCUACUAAUUCACGACCUCAAUCUGCCCAUCCCACCCCAAGCCCCGACAAGUCUACCGUGAGCACUCCGCUCGCCGAAGUCGACGACAUCCUAGAUUCUGAAGAUGAUGAUGCCUCUCUCCAGCCUGCCGCACGACAGGCGGCCCUGCCGCUGCGCAAGGGCAAAAUCGCUGUCACUGCUAACACAGAUGCUCCGCCAAAGGGCAGCCAGGUUUACAAGCGUGCUCAAUCUAUCAAUCAAACUCGACCAACGCCUGCGGCUAUCAAUGCUGUAGAUCGCCGGCCAUGGAACGAAAAGUACGGUCCUAUAUCUUUGAGUGAACUGGCCGUGCACAAGAAAAAGGUCGAAACGGUUCGUGAAUGGCUCACGGGUGUCUUGAGCGGCAGGGACCGAAAGAGACUAUUGCUUUUGAAAGGUCCAGCUGGGAGCGGUAAAACCACUACGGUAUCCAUCCUCGCCAAAGAGUUAGGUGUUCACGUCCAUGAAUGGAGGAACCCUUCGAGCUCCUUGCCUUCUUCAGAGGGCUUCAGCUCCGCCACUGCCCAAUUUGAAGAGUUUGUCGGUAGGACUGGUGCAUUUGGCAGUCUUUCUUUCAAAGAGAGUGCGCAAUCUCCUCAGCAUGUGACACCUCCUGCUCUGACCCGUAGACAGAAGCAGCUGGUUUUGGUAGAAGAAUUUCCAAACACAUUUACGCGUGGUUCAUCCAUUAUACAAUCGUUUCGAUCUUCUGUUCUCAACUACCUUGCUGCCGCUACUCCAUCAGCCACAUCCUUCUUUUCGGGCAAUUCCAACUCUGAUCAGCCUAUAACACCCAUUGUAAUGAUCAUCUCAGAAACUCUGCUCUCCACCAACACCGCAUCAGCCGACAGCUUCACGGCUCACCGACUGUUAGGGUCCGAAAUUCUUACUCACCCGGGCGUCACCGUACUCGAAUUCAAUCCAAUCGCACCCACAUUCAUGACCAAAGCUCUUGACCUUACAAUUGUCAAGGAAGCCCGCAAGACAGGCCGCCGGAAAACGGUAGGCCCGCAAGUCAUACAACACCUGACCGAACUGGGCGACAUACGCAGUGCCAUCUCUUCACUCGAAUUCCUUUGUCUACGUGGAGAUGAGCCAGAAGGGGAUGAAGGUUUGGGAUCCAAGGUCGAAUUCACAAAAACAAAGAAACAAAAAGAUCGACCCAUGACUAAAAUGGAGCAAAACUCUUUGGAAAUAAUAACUCAGCGUGAGAGUACGCUGGGCAUCUUCCACGCUGUCGGUCGCGUAGUUUACAACAAGCGGCUACCGGACAAUCCAACUGUCGACGUGCCACAACCGCCCACAUACUUCCCCGAACGGCGCAGACCAAAGGUUCCUGAGGCUAAUGUUGACGAGCUGAUCAAUGAACUCGGCACAGACACAGACACAUUCGUCGCAGCGCUUCACGAAAACUAUGUCCUCUCUACGGACGCGGGCGACAGCGAAGAAACCCUUGACUGUAUCAACGGCUGCGUCGACGCCCUCUCUGAUGCCGACCUCCUCUCGCCCGACCGCUUCGGCAGAUCAGGCCGCAAUAUCCAAGGCUCAGGCGCAGACAACCUCCGCCAAGACGAAAUGAGCUUCCAGACCAGCGUCCGGGGCCUCCUUUACCACCUCCCCAACCCCGUCAAACGCAUCGCUCCUCCCCCAGGCGUCAUGGGCCAAAAAGCAAAAAGCGUACCGGGAGGCGGAAACAACUACAGCAGUGCCCCAUCCAAAGGCAGUGCCUUCGCCAUGUACUACCCUUCCUCUCUCCGCCUCUGGCGCCAGCAAGAAGAAACGAGCGGGCUCCUCGAACUCUGGAUCGCCCGCGCCCAGCGAGGCAACCUCCUCGUCCCAUCAUCCACCACCUCCUCUACAUCCACAUCCACAACCCCCGGGGGCGUAGCUACGUGGCGCAAAACCAGCACCCCGUUCGCCAAACCCUCUUCCUCGCCAUCCUCGGCACCAUCCACACAACCCCACCAUACGCAACAGAAAACAGAUCCCCGACACCCCGAUCCGCCAAAUACCCUUCUCGGAAGCGGCGCCUCAGCCCGCACGGAAAUGCUGCUCGAGCGCCUCCCUUAUGUAGCGCGUAUCCUCUCCCACCCGCAAUCUCCAGCCAACAACAACCCCGCUACCCGCCGCUUCCUCUCCUCCUCGUCAUCCUCGUCGCCAAACGCAUCUGCUAUCCGCGAGAUCCGCAGAAUCACCGCGUUCAACGGUGCUGCCGGUACUAGUACCAGUAUCACCCCCGAGGACCCGGACGAUGCAAUCGCUACAGGCAACGACGUCGACGCCGUCGUCGGCGAAGACGAAAUGUGGGCGACUGACAAACCGGGGUACGAUGAUCCUCGUCUCUCGCACUCGAAGAUGAAGAAGAGCAAUGGCGUUGUGUGGGAUGUUGGAGGGAUGAGCAAGAGCGGUGGUGUGGGGGACAAAGGGGAUCUGUUGGAGGCUGAGGGUAUUGGUGGCGGGGAUGGGGGAGUGCUCAGUGAUGAUGAUAUUGAGGAUUAG